Messenger RNA from Ichthyophthirius multifiliis, 825 nucleotides. Its product is annotated as major facilitator superfamily protein, putative. NCBI's taxonomy places the organism in Eukaryota, Ciliophora, Oligohymenophorea, Hymenostomatida. The record is from RefSeq and is a predicted model, not a curated record. The transcript has 3 exons.
AUGUCAAAAUUACCUUCAUAUUAAUCUAAAAAAGCUGCUUAUAAUUCUGUUUUCGGUGGAUUUUUAAUCCAUAUAAUGAUUGGGACUUUUUACUUAUGGGGCAACAUAAAUACUUAUAUAACAAGUUACUUACGUUAAUACAAUCCUGACCUAACAAUCGACACUUUGAAUUCUAAUUUUCCUUUUAUGGGUUUAACAUUAACUAUAUUUACCCCUUUUGGUUUAUCCAUAAGUUUUAAAUUUGGUAUCAAAAAAACAUUAUGGAUUUGCUCUAUUGGAUGUUUUUUGAUUGAAAUUCCUGAAGAAAACGAGGGUGAAAUUGACGAACUUUUAGACGAAAAUGAUUAAAUGGAAUCCUUAGUUGUCGAAGAAUGUAAAGAUAUAAAAAUGGGUUUAAAACCAAAACUUAUUUAUUAUACAUUGGGUUUAAUGGUUUUUUAUGCAGCCUAGGGUUAAUUAACAAUUGAUAAUUUUAAACCCAUAGGUUAAUAAAUGGGUGGUUUUUCGGAUAUUUAUUUAACUUUGGUUGGUAGUAUAGCUAGUCUUUUUAAUGGAUUUGUGAGGAUUGUUUGGGGGAAAUUUUUGGAUGUAUAUGGUUUUAAAAAGCUUGCGAUUUUCAACUUAAUUCUGGAGUUUAUUUUUAUGUUUUUUUUGAUCUUCUUUUGUAGUUCAGAGAUAGUUUUUAUAAUCUGUAUAUUAGGAAUAAUGGGCUGUUUUGGAGGCUGGAGUGCCAAAAUGCCGGCUUUAUUGGCUUAAAUAUACGGAAAAUAAAUCGGAUCAAGUUUUUACGGAAUUACAAUUUAAGGACUUAGAUAAUCCGUUUGA